AUGAUGGCUCCACAGCAGAUCCUCAGUCCACAACAACUACACACACUACUGCAACACAAACAACAGGCUCUGAUGCUACACCAGGGCAGCAGUCCUCAGUGGGUGUUCCAGCAGCUCCUCCAGCUCCAGCAGCAGCACAUGGUCCCAGUGCAGCGAGACCAGGCCCCAGUCCUUACACCAGGUCUGUCCCAGUCCUCACACCAGGUCUGUCCCAGUCCUCACACCAGGUCUGUCCCAGUCCUCACACCAGAUCUGUCCCAGUCCUCACACCAGAUCUGUCCCAGUCCUCACACCAGGUCUGUCCCAGUCCUCACACCAGAUCUCCCAGUCCUCACACAGUCUGUCCCAGUCCUCACACCAGGUCUGUCCCAGUCCUCACACCAGGUCUGUCCAGUCCUCACCAGUGAGUCCCAGUCCUCACACCAGGUCUGUCCCAGUCCUCACACCAGGUCUGUCCCAGUCCUCACACCAGGUCUGUCCCAGUCCUCACACCAGGUCUGUCCCAGUCCUCACACCAGAUCUGUCCCAGUCCUCACACCAGGUCUGUCCCAGUCCUCACACCAGCGGAGACACGGAGAAAACCACAGAGAGGACCACAGAGAGGACCACAGAGAGGACCACAGAGAGGACCACAGAGAGAGGACCACAGAGAGGACCACAGAGAGGACCACAGAGAGGACCACAGAGAGGACCACAGAGAGGACCACAGAGAGAGGACCACAGAGAGAGGACCACAGAGAGGACCACAGAGAGGACCACAGAGAGGACCACAGAGAGGACCACAGAGAGGACCACAGAGAGAGGACCACAGAGAGGACCACAGAGAGGACCACAGAGAGGACCACAGAGAGGACCACAGAGAGGACCACAGAGAGGACCACAGAGAGGACCACAGAGAGAGGACCACAGAGAGAGGACCACAGAGAGGACCACAGAGAGGACCACAGAGAGGACCACAGAGAGGACCACAGAGAGAGGACCACAGAGAGGACCACAGAGAGGACCACAGAGAGAGGACCACAGAGAGAGGACCACAGAGAGGACCACAGAGAGGACCACAGAGAGAGGACCACAGAGAGGACCACAGAGAGGACCUCAGAGAGAGGACCACAGAGAGGACCACAGAGAGGACCACAGAGAGGACCUCAGAGAGGACCACAGAGAGGACCACAGAGAGGACCACAGAGAGGACCACAGAGAGGACCACAGAGAGGACCACAGAGAGGCCCACAGAGAGGACCACAGAGAGGACCACAGAGAGGACCACAGAGAGGACCACAGAGAGGUCCUCUCUCUGUGGUCCACAGAGAGGACCACAGAGAGGACCACAGAGAGGACCACAGAGAGGACCUCAGAGAGGACCACAGAGAGGACCACAGAGAGGACCACAGAGAGGACCACAGAGAGGCCCACAAAGAGGACCACAGAGAGGAUCACAGAGAGGACCACAGAGAGGACCACAGAGAGAGGACCACAGAGAGAGGACCACAGAGAGGACCACAGAGAGGACCACAGAGAGGACCACAGAGAGGACCACAGAGAGGACCACAGAGAGAGGACCACAGAGAGGACCACAGAGAGGACCACAGAGAGAGGACCACAGAGAGGACCACAGAGAGGACCACAGAGAGAGGACCACAGAGAGGACCACAGAGAGAGGACCACAGAGAGGACCACAGAGAGGACCACAGAGAGAGGACCACAGAGAGGACCACAGAGAGGACCACAGAGAGGGUUGACAAAGAGCCUUUGGUGAAAGCCGCUCUGUUCAGUCGCGGCGUUUGUCUGUGGCCCGGCUGCGAAGAGGUCUGUGAGGACUUCAGCCAAUUCAGCAAACACAUGGACAGCGAUCACAGUCUGGACGAUAAAACCACAGCUCAGUGCAGAGUCCAGCGGCAGGUGGUGCAACAGCUCCACCUACAGCUGUUUAAGGAGAAGAAGAGGCUCCAGGCCAUGAUGUCUCACCUGCGCUUACAGUCUGCAGAGGCUCCUCCACUGGACAGAAGAGCAGAACAGACAGCACAGGUACAGGAGGUACUAAAACACAGCCCCCCUCUGUGUGUGGUUUGGGAUGCAGCCCUCCUCUGUGUGGUUUGGGAUGCAGCCCCCCUCUGUGUGUGGUUUGGGAUGCAACCCUCCUCUGUGUGUGGUUUGGGAUGCAGCCCUCCUCUGUGUGUGGUUUGGGAUGCAGCCCCCCUCUGUGUGUGGUUUGGGAUGCAGCCCUCCUCUGUGUGUGGUUUGGGAUGCAGCCCUCCUUUGUGUGUGGUUUGGGAUGCAACCCUCCUCUGUGUGUGGUUUGGGAUGCAACCCUCCUCUGUGUGUGGUUUGGGAUGCAACCCUCCUCUGUGUGUGGUUUGGGAUGCAGCCCUCCCUCAGAUCCAGCUGCUCUGA
This is a messenger RNA of Knipowitschia caucasica, 2391 nucleotides long. The record is from the annotation of a GenBank genome assembly. Lineage: Eukaryota; Metazoa; Chordata; Actinopteri; Gobiiformes; Gobiidae.